Messenger RNA from Dermacentor silvarum, 1910 nucleotides. It is a transcript of the gene CCT5, whose product is annotated as T-complex protein 1 subunit epsilon. The coding region runs from base 130 to 1755 and encodes 541 amino acids. Gene Ontology annotation, molecular function: ATP-dependent protein folding chaperone; ATP hydrolysis activity; ATP binding. Gene Ontology annotation, cellular component: chaperonin-containing T-complex. NCBI's taxonomy places the organism in Eukaryota, Metazoa, Arthropoda, Arachnida, Ixodida, Ixodidae. The transcript is spliced from 9 exons. Gene Ontology annotation, biological process: protein folding. The record is from RefSeq and is a predicted model, not a curated record.
GGAGCUUGGCAACACUGACCGGUGCAUCGAGGAAAAACUGUGGUUGCUUGUGCAUGAACCUUUGUUAAGCAAAUAAUCCGGUGUAAUCCGGCGUAAUCGUUGCGAAUUUUCUUACCUGAGGAAAUCGCAAUGAAUUCUUUAGGAACGUUAACAUUCGACGAGUACGGAAGGCCGUUUAUUAUUCUUAAGGAUCAAGAUAAAAAGAAGCGACUCACCGGUGUCGAUGCGCUCAAGUCGCACAUCCUGGCCGCCAAGGCUGUGGCCAACAUCCUCAAGACAUCGUUGGGCCCUAAAGGGCUCGACAAAAUGAUGGUUUCAUCGGAUGGGGAUGUUACUGUGACCAAUGAUGGCGCGACCAUAUUGAAAAUGAUGGACGUCGAGCACCAGAUAGCCAAGCUGCUGGUGCAGCUAUCUCAAUCCCAAGAUGAUGAGAUUGGUGAUGGCACCACUGGCGUUGUUGUGCUGGCGGGAGCUUUGUUGGAACAGGCAGAGCAGCUUCUGGACCGCGGCAUCCAUCCAAUCCGCAUUGCGGAUGGCUUUGAGAUGGCUGCUCGCUGCGCACUCACCCACUUGGACAAGGUUGCCGAAAGCUUUUCUGUUUCAAAGACCGACAAGGAGUUCCUGAUUCAGACUGCCAUGACCACGUUGGGCUCAAAGAUCGUGAACAAGUGUCACCGGCAGUUUGCCGAGAUUGCUGUGGAAGCUGUGCUCUCGGUGGCCCAGCUGGAGCGCGGCGACGUCAAUUUCGAGCUGAUCAAAGUGGAAGGCAAGGAAGGUGGCAAACUGGAAGACUCGCUGCUGGUCCGAGGUGUGCUCGUCGACAAGGACUUCAGCCACCCACAGAUGCCCAAGGAAGUGCGCAAUGCUAAGCUGGCCAUCCUGACAUGCCCGUUUGAGCCACCCAAGCCCAAGACCAAGCAUAAGUUGGACGUGACCUCAGCCGAGGAGUUUGAGGCCCUGAGGACUUACGAGCGACAGCAGUUUGAGCAGAUGGUGGACCAGGUGAAGGCUGCUGGCGCCAACCUGGUUAUCUGCCAGUGGGGUUUUGAUGACGAGGCCAACCACCUGCUGCUGCAGAAGCAACUGCCGGCUGUGCGCUGGGUCGGUGGCCCUGAGAUUGAGCUGAUCGCCAUUGCAACAGGUGGUCGCAUUGUGCCACGGUUCUGCGAACUGACUGCUGACAAAUUGGGAUCUGCUGGAGUGGUCAGAGAGCUGUCGUUUGGUACAACAAAGGACCGCAUGCUGGUCAUUGAGGAGUGCCCCAACUCCCGGGCAGUUACAGUCUUUAUACGAGGAGGCAACAAGAUGAUUGUCGAGGAAGCCAAGCGGAGCCUGCAUGAUGCACUCUGUGUGAUCCGGAACCUCGUGAAGGACAACCGCAUUGUCUAUGGUGGUGGAGCUGCCGAAAUCUCUUGUUCCCUGGCUGUUGGAGCGCAGGCGGACAAAAUAUCGACGCUGGAGCAGUACCCCUUCCGUGCCUUUGCGGACGCCCUGGAGAGUGUGCCACUGGCCCUGGCCGAGAACUCUGGCCUCCCUCCAAUUGAGACCCUGACUGAGGUGAAGGCCCGCCAAGCCCAAGAGAACAACCCCUGCCUUGGCAUUGACUGUCUGGGCAAGGGCACUAACGACAUGAAGGAGCAGCAUGUGAUUGAGACAUUGACGAGCAAGAAACAGCAGAUCAGCUUGGCCACCCAGCUUGUCAAGAUGAUCCUGAAGAUCGAUGACAUCCGGACACCAGACAACAACUAUGCCUAAUUUAAUUGACCUUGAGAGCACAUGCAUACUGCCGUGUAAUAAAGAACCCAAAUGCACUGUGACUGGCUCACAGGUUCCUCCAAACAAGUUUCAUCUUUAUGAUAAACACUACACACGUUUCAGAUCCCAAAUAAAAUCUUUAUUUAUGCAGUUGC